Eufriesea mexicana is the source of this 636-nucleotide messenger RNA. Its product is annotated as ribonuclease Y-like. Bases 1 to 636 code for a protein of 211 amino acids. The record is from RefSeq and is a predicted model, not a curated record. Lineage: Eukaryota; Metazoa; Arthropoda; Insecta; Hymenoptera; Apidae. The transcript is spliced from 2 exons.
AUGAACUCGGCCGAUAAGUCAGGUAUCUUAGAAGGAGGUGUGAAUGAAAAAGGAAAACCUCCAAAGGCAAUAAGCAUAAAAGAUGACCAUAAUAACUACGAAGAAAAAGAACAACGGAAAGAUAUAAUAAGUGAACUGAUGAAAGCAGUCAAGGAACUGAUAAAGGAAAACAGAACAAUGUGGGAUGAGAUAAAAGAAUUAAAGAAAGAAUUAUUUGAACGAGACAAAGAAGAAAUAUCUGAAAUAAAAGAGGAUAUACAUAGAUUGGAGAAAAAGGCUAAGAAAGAAAGGGAAGAACGGAGGAAAGAAAGGGAAAGCCUAAAAACACACCUAAAAGACGAAGUAAGGAAGGAGUGUUCGAAAAUAAUGGCUGAAAUAGGAAACAAGAACGAAAAGAGGAAAGGAGAAAGUGACGACAAAGAUAUGAGACUCCUAAAGGAAUACGUACAGAGGCAAGCGAAAUGGGAGAAGAAAACUAAUAUCAUAGUAAAAGGAUUAGCAUUAAAGGAACAGGAUACCAAAAGGGAGAUGGAACAAUUUAUACGAGAGAAAGUACAAGUCAAGUACGAGUUACUCUGGGCGAAGAAGAUAGGGAAAGGAGAGAAAGGACUAAUAGUAGCAAAAGUGGACACCUAG